This is a messenger RNA of Lachancea nothofagi CBS 11611, 492 nucleotides long. The record is from the annotation of a GenBank genome assembly. NCBI's taxonomy places the organism in Eukaryota, Fungi, Ascomycota, Saccharomycetes, Saccharomycetales, Saccharomycetaceae.
AUGCUCAGAUCCGUUGCUUCCCAUGCCAUCAGAACACCUUCUCGUGUAGUAGCGCCCUCCAGAGUGAUUACGUCGUCGCUACACUCCUCAGCAUUGACGCAACAGUCGAUCACAGACAAAGUCCGCCACACGCUGGGCGAUCUCAACAAGAAGAUCGGCGAAGCCGCUGCCACAGGCAUCGACAAGGCUCAAGAAGCGUCACACACCGUGGAGGAAAAGACACACAAUGCUACAGACGCUACCAAGCAAGGACUGGAUGCGCUCAACAAGAAGACCGGCCAGGCUGCCGCUUCGGGCAUCGACAAGGCCCAGCACAUGUCUGAAAAUGCGGGCGACAAGGCCGAGGACUUGAAGUACCAAGCCAAGGACAAGGCCCAAGACCUGAAGCAUGAUGCCAAGGACAAGGCCCAGGACAUGAAGCAUGUGGCCAAGGACAAGGCACACCAGGGCAAAGCCAAGGCCAAGGACGCAGCCGACGAGUACACUAACUGA